GGAGAGAGAUAGCCAAUGGGAUGUCGCGGCGGUGCUGGAGCCGGCGCUUGGAGAAGACCCGGCUGCCGGGAGUGGAUCAGUCCGAGCGGCGGCGGCGGCGGGACCAGGAGAAUGUGGGCCACUCGCGGGCUGGCGAUGGCGCUGGCCCUGACGGUGCUGCCGGGAGGGAGCCGGGCCCUGCGGCCGGGGGACUGCGAAGUAUGCAUUUCUUUUCUGGGAAAAUUUUACCAAGACCUUAAAGACAGAGAUGUCACAUUUUCCCCAAGCAACAUUGAAAAUGAACUUAUGAAGUUUUGCAAUGAUGCAAAAGGAAAAGAAAACCGUUUGUGCUAUUACAUUGGAGCCACCAGUGAUGCAGCCACCAAGAUCAUCAGUGAAGUGUCCAAGCCUCUUAGCCACCACAUUCCUGUUGAGAAGAUCUGUGAGAAGCUAAAGAAGAAAGACAGUCAAGUCUGUGAGCUCAAAUAUGAUAAACAGAUUGACCUGAGCACAGCAGAUCUGAAGAAACUCAGAGUUAAGGAGCUGAAGAAGAUCCUGGAUGACUGGGGUGAAGUGUGUAAAGGCUGUGCCGAAAAGUCAGACUAUAUUCGCAGAAUUAAUGAACUGAUGCCCAAAUACGCCCCCAAAGCAGCUAGUUCACGGACUGAUCUUUAGUGUGCACAACGCUGUGUAGGCGUCUCAGAAGAAAUCACAGUUAAUCUGUUUCCAAACAGCCUUUUUGUAAUUUAUUUUUAAGAGGGCUCCUGAUGGUAUCAGAUCUGAAACCUGGGGCUUCAUUCAAGAUGCUGGUUCUACAGCUCCAUUGCGUCUCUCUCUCCAUACUGUUUCUUCUUCAUUUUUGUUGUUUCUUCAUUUAGGAUUUCACAAUAUGUAUGGGAUUUUUUUAUUAAAGUUUUAAAAAAAAUUAG
Molecule: messenger RNA, 908 nt
Organism: Phascolarctos cinereus (koala)
Lineage: Eukaryota; Metazoa; Chordata; Mammalia; Diprotodontia; Phascolarctidae
Gene: MANF
Product: mesencephalic astrocyte derived neurotrophic factor
Biological process (GO): dopaminergic neuron differentiation; neuron projection development
Cellular component (GO): endoplasmic reticulum
Source: RefSeq, a predicted model, not a curated record